Periconia digitata is the source of this 720-nucleotide messenger RNA. Lineage: Eukaryota; Fungi; Ascomycota; Dothideomycetes; Pleosporales; Periconiaceae. The record is from the annotation of a GenBank genome assembly.
UCCUGCGCGUUUUCUGAAUCUCGUUGCUGUGCAUAUCCAUCCUGACUCCGACGAGAAGAAUUAUUUCACCGUGCGGGUCUAACAGCAGGCAGUUCAUGUGUAUGUAAAAGUAUAAUAGUAUAGCGCACCACUCAUCUAUAAUAGCUAUCCGGGAAGAGGAACAGUCAAACCAUCGUUUAUCACCAAGCUUAAACACGUCGAGCGCUGGAUAAGCACCUUGAUGGCACCUCCGCACACCCUGAUGUCCAACUCUAACCAACUCCUUCCCCCAUCCCAAUAAAUACCCCCAUCCUUCUGCGCACUGUCGCCCCGAUCAUUCUACUCUCCUAAAUCCAACUCAAUCAACUCACGAUGGCACACGAAAACGUCUGGUACGCUCGCAAAGGCACAGUCGACUACGGAAAAGGCCAACGCAGAUGUCGUGUGACGGGGGAGAAAGGAAACGGACUGAUUCGUAAAUACGGGUUGAAUAUCUCGCGGCAGGCGUUUAAAGAGAGGGCGGAGGAGAUGGGGUGGAAGAAGUAUCGAUGAGCGAUGCAAAAAAAGAAAAUCUUUUUGUAGUUCAUGGGUCUUUGGGAUAGGUCGCAGGAGCAUAUUAGCAUGAACUGGACCUGUGUGGAUCGUGAAAAAAGGAUGGCUUGUAAAGAAAGCUCCGAUAUUUUUGCGGGGAAUCCGGAUGAGGUAGGACGGUCUGCAAUCGAAUUUGUAUCAAGGACACUC